AUUCGAUUUAUUGGACGACGUAAUCUUCUUUUAUUGGGAGUUUCAACUAUGACUUCUCUUAUCGUCUUCGAAGAAGCUAUCUGCGAAUCUAUGGAGAACGCAUAACAUGCCACUAAGAUAUGUGAUUGCUAUGCAUCUGAGCGAAAGGAGCAAAAUGUCAACGCCUCUCGCGCUAUUGUUGGAUCAGGGAUGUCAUCGCGCCUUCUGGAUCAAUUCCCUGCUUACACUGUUGCUAUACGUUCCUGGAGUUAUACAUGCUUUCAAAGUGAUUCUUGCUGGAGGCCGUCAUCAUUACGAUCAUCACGACCACCUCGAUCAUUAUGGUCACCAUCAACAUCAUCACCAUCGUGAAGAAGUUUUCGUAGUUCAACCUCAAACUCAUUACAUUGCUCAACCUGUAGUAAUUCAACAUGGAGCCCACGCACAACCCGUCGUUGGGCAAGGAGUGGUAUCAAAUCAGUCACAGUCAAUUUAUCCUGAUGUCAACUAAUUAGCUCUUUAGUCUAUAGUUACGAGCUCUUGUGUGUUUUCCACCAUGUGUAAACAGCACUGACUUAACAAUACAUAUCUCUCCAAGAUGUUUGAAGGCAGCGUCCAGACAGAUCUGGACCUGGAAAUUUUACAUGGAAAGUACUUUGGGG
This is a messenger RNA of Cylicocyclus nassatus, 641 nucleotides long. The record is from the annotation of a GenBank genome assembly. NCBI's taxonomy places the organism in Eukaryota, Metazoa, Nematoda, Chromadorea, Rhabditida, Strongylidae.